CUUUAAACGGUUACGCCAAAACUAAUUUGUUAUUUUGCGCUCGCAACACUGCAGUUCAGCUGACGGCUCACUCGAUUUCUAUUACGUGUUGGUUGUGUUUAAGAGGCAGAGACAAUAGGUGCGGUGAUGGAUGCUGAGAUGGCGCAGAGCGAAUCGGCUAGUCACUACGAAUUCGAUGCACCGUCACAUGUCAUUGAUUUCCAAGCAUUGGAAACGGAGGACAACGCAGAUAUUUGGUUUGACCAAUGUGCUGGCCAGGAUGAGAGACUGUUUGGCCAUCUUGCCACCCCAAACAGAAACAUACCAUUUGGUGCGACCCCCAAAGCACACUUGCCCAGGGCGAUUGUAUCUCCCAGGGUGAAAGAGAACUCCGACUCGGAAGCCCCAAGCACAUCCUCAGUACCCACCACAGCAGAUGCCCCGAGCACGUCCUCCAACAUUGUCACAUCCUGGGGAAAUAGGCCAGCACCGGUAGCUGCCCCACCAAAGGGACCGCCUGCCCGACCACGCAGGGUGUCAAAACGCAAAGAUGCAUCCAGCAAUGAAGGACAGCACACAGCCCCUGAAGCUGCACCACCUGUUAAGAAGCUGAGGAGGAGCUUAUCACUACCCCCUAGGCGCAGUGGUAGUGUCCGUACUAGCGUGCGACUCAACCCCAGAGCAGCCAACCAGGCCCGGCCCGCUGCAGCAGCCACGAGCACCACACAGAAUAAGAGCUCUGAGCAGCAGGAGAUGGUGCACAUCAAGACUCUUCAGAAGGAGGUGGCUGACAAGCGGAAGAGGAACGAGGCCAGCUACAAGGCUGCCUUGGCAGGCAGUCAGCUCCCUAAGAAGCUGGCUCUGGCCACCACCGUACCCAAAGAGUUCAACUUCAGCACAGAUGGACGCGUCAAGGCAGGCACUGCAUCAACCCACAUGGAGGUGGACUUCACUGCUCAGCUCCGCAAGCACCCGUCCUCCCCCACCAAGGCGCCGAAGGGUGCCACUGUUCCCAAGCCCUUCAACCUGUCAACUGGCAGCAAGAGGAAGGUGGCGGACCCUGUCCCCUUCAUGCCAAUGGCCCAACAGAUCGAGCUGUUCCAGAAACGGACUCCGACCCGCUACCACCUUCGUAGUCGACAGAGCCAGGAGAGGGGCCCAUCGCCUGUGAAGAGUGAGCAGCUUAAGAUCACCCACCCUCACACCCCUCAGCUGAUGACCCGACAGAGGAGCCGUCCCACGGCGGUCAAGAGCAGCGCUGAGCUGGAGGCCGAGGAGCUCCAGAAACUCCAACAGUUUAAGUUCAAGGCCCUGGAGCUGAACAGAAAGAUCCUGGAGGGGGCACUGAACCCCAAAAAGCCCACUGUGAAGGAGUCCACACACCCAGAGGUAUUCCAUAUGCAUAUGGACAGGAGACUUGCGGAGCGGCAAGCCAGCAAGAAGCCAGAUGAGCCUGAGGAGCAGCACACCUUCCGCUCCCGCCCGCUGCCGGUCAGGAUCCUGGAGGAGGUGGUGGGUGUCCCGGAAAAGAAGGUGCAGUGUCCCACUGUUCCAGAGUCCCCUGCAUGGGCCCUGAAGAGGAUGUGCAUGGACAGAAAAGUGGAGGAGGUGAAACCCCCAGCCCCGCUCAAGGCCCAUGCUGUGCCCCACUUUGGCCUGCCCUUUCUGCCUAAGCUCCAGGACAAGACCCAGGUGGAGGUGUGCCCCUUCUCCUUUGAAGAGCGGGAGCGCGAGAGGCGGGUGCUGAAAGAGAAGAGGCUGGAGGAGCUGAGGCACGAAGAGGCGCCAACGUUCAAGGCCCAGCCACUGCCAGACUUCCAUGCGGUGGUCCUGCCAGAGAAGAAGGUGGCUGAGCCCACCAAGCCUGAGCCCUUCAAGCUGCUCCUCGACGAGCGGGGAGCCGCCAAGAAUGACCGCUGGGAGCAGAUGAUGAAGGAGGAACAGAAGCACCAGGCGGAGGCAGCCACCUUCAAAGCUCGCCCAAACACGGCAAUUCACAAAGAGCCGUUCAUGCCCAAGAAAGAGAACCGCUCAGUCCUGGAAGACAUUAAUAAUUCCGUAGUUCCAGAGGUCUUCCAGCUAUCCACAGAGCGCCGCGCCAAGGAGCGGCUGGAGUUUGAGCGGGCGGUGAGCGAAAAGGAGGCGCUGAGGGCUCGCGUGGAGGAGGCGCAGCGGAUGGAGCUGGAGGAGUGCGAGAAGGAGAAAAUGGCCAGGCUACGCCAAGAGCAGGUCCACAAAGCCCAGCCCAUCAGACGCUACAAACUGCUGGAGCUGAAGAAGAGCGACGUCACACUAACUGUGCCCCAGUCCCCCAACUUUUCUGACCGUUUCCGCAUGUGAUGGCUGAGGGAAAGGUUUCGCGUGUGUGUGUGUAUGUAUGUCUGCCUUUUUUAUUAGUUUGUAGCUGUACAUUAACUGCGGUUGUGAAUUCGUCCCCUGUAGUGUUAUACCUUGACUGGUAGAAAGGGUCUAUACUUUCAUCGUCCUUGAUUCAGAAAAGUACAUUUGACACGUUUGCAGGUGGUUCUUAAGAAAAAAUAAUAUUCCCAAGAGCUGGUGAAAUCCUAUGUUUUGCCCUUAGUGGGGAGUGUCUUUGCCAUUUUAGCUGCCAGACACGCAUUUCCCAACCUCUGAUGGAACUACACAUUUCUAUGCGACGUGACCACGUCGUUCUGCGUGAGAAAUGCCUCGUGUAGAACGAUGUAAAAUACAUGCGCUGUAAUCUUUCUGAAUAUUCGCUUGCUUUUGGAGAACCACCUGCAACUGAACAUAACAUACUUUUGUGCUCAAUUUGGAAGUAAUGUAUCGUCAAGACCAGGUUAGUUGGAAAAUUAGCUUCUGACCCCUUUCUACUAGCCAAAGUGUAAUGCUAUUAUGGGACAAUUCACAAACCUAUGUGUUAUUGUAUAGCUAAGUAACUACUUCUAAUCCUAUAAAAUGUUCUAACUUCUCAUUCCCAUCUUAAUUGUACGUGGCCUGUACUUUUUGUUUGUUCUGAUUUACUGUCCGAUUUCAAUUAUGUAUAAUAAAGUUUUUACUUUUAAUAUAGUAAAGACUUAGUUCAUACACCAGAAUUGACAGCCUUACUAUCUUUUGAAGUCAUAUCUGCAUACUGAACCAGAUUCUAAAAAGCAAAAAAAUAUAUUUUUUUUUACUGAGUUACAGUUCAUGAGCAAAUCAUUCAAAUGAAAUGUAUUCACUAGGCCCUAAUCUAUAGAUUUCACAUGACUGGGAAUACAGAUAUGCAUCUGGUCACAGAUAUACAGUGCAUUAAAAGAAAUGGGCCUCGG
Messenger RNA from Salvelinus namaycush (lake trout), 3269 nucleotides. RefSeq names its product targeting protein for Xklp2-B-like. The record is from RefSeq and is a predicted model, not a curated record. Bases 127 to 2319 code for a protein of 730 amino acids. Gene Ontology annotation, biological process: regulation of mitotic spindle organization; activation of protein kinase activity. Lineage: Eukaryota; Metazoa; Chordata; Actinopteri; Salmoniformes; Salmonidae. The transcript is spliced from 16 exons. Gene Ontology annotation, cellular component: microtubule; spindle.